GCGAACUCGACAGAAUACAGUAUUCCAGGGCGAACAAGACCGAAAUGGCGCAGCAGGGACCGCAGUUAGCGCUGGCAAACAUUCCGAGAGUCGUGUUGCGCCCGACGUGGGAUAACACUGUUGCAGCAAUAUAUCUGCUCAAGGGCGUCGUCUUCUUCCUUGCGCACCCGUUCCUGUAUCCGCUGCUGAGGGCGCGGCUGCUGCCAGCCUUUCUCCUCAGUCUGUUUGUGCUCGUUACGCUCUUCUUCUGGACCCUGCUGCCACAGGUUCUCUUUCUCAAGCUGUUCCAUCCUGCAGGCAGCGCGUGGGUCAACGCCGUGUUUCUUGUUCUUGGAGAAGGGGCUGCCGUGGUGGCCUUGCUGUUCGAGUCUUUCUUCGUGGACGAGUCGCAGGUCGACGUGUUCGACGCCGUAUUGGUGUACAAAGGCUAUGAAGACCUCGUCCGCCAAUACCGGCCCCUCUCUGAAGAUGCCAUGAACAAUCCUGUUCGCCGACUUGGCAAGCCUACGCGCUCCUCGGUCUAUGCGCCCUUUUCCUUCCGUCAGAUUGCCGAGUUUGUGCUGCUGCUGCCCGUGAACUUGAUACCAUACAUUGGAGUGCCCAUGUUCCUCUUCUUGACAGGCUACCGCGCGGGCCCGCUCCAGCACUGGCGGUACUUUCAGCUUCUGGGUUACGAUCGCAAGCAGAGAAAUGCGGCCAUUAAGAGGCGACGAUGGCAAUACACUUGGUACGGCACGGCAUACUUGUUCUUGCAACUGGUGCCGCCAUUCAGCAUGUUUUUCCUUCUGACGGCGCCGGCAAGCUCUGCACUAUGGGCAGCCGACUUGGAGCGAGAGCGAAGGGGGCGGGAGGCGCACGCGGCCCAGGCACCGCACUAUUACACGGAUGAAGCAGACGCGGCGGUGUGAGCAGCCUAGUAUUAGUCGAUACAUAACAGUGGUACAUACAUACGUCAAGGGAGUGCUUUUUGAUGUCGUCGCACCCCGG
Molecule: messenger RNA, 987 nt
Organism: Exserohilum turcica Et28A
Lineage: Eukaryota; Fungi; Ascomycota; Dothideomycetes; Pleosporales; Pleosporaceae
Exons: 4
Coding region: 45-908 (287 amino acids)
Cellular component (GO): ascospore wall; prospore membrane; lipid droplet
Source: RefSeq, a predicted model, not a curated record